Asterias rubens (European starfish) is the source of this 3286-nucleotide messenger RNA. Its product is annotated as gamma-2-syntrophin-like. Lineage: Eukaryota; Metazoa; Echinodermata; Asteroidea; Forcipulatida; Asteriidae. Gene Ontology annotation, cellular component: dystrophin-associated glycoprotein complex; intracellular anatomical structure. Gene Ontology annotation, molecular function: structural molecule activity; protein binding. The transcript is spliced from 17 exons. The record is from RefSeq and is a predicted model, not a curated record. The coding region runs from base 170 to 1801 and encodes 543 amino acids.
AACUUUCCAGCUUUUUUUACUACCUGGGCGUUUUUAACUGCACUACCAUCAAGCGAGUUCUUAUUUAAUUGGUCUCAGACUAGCUUGCCCUAGUCAUCGUCAGGAGACUUGGAAUCUUAAAUGAAAAGAUAUUCUAUGGAUUGAGAGGAUUUGUUGGAGUUUUGUGAAAAUGACUCUUUGGUUUGAUGAGCUGUUGCUGACGAUAGGGCUGGAGCCCUUGAUGCUGAAACUCAGUCAUAAUCUACCGAUUCGACGCUCAGUGCAUAGGAGCCCUCUAUGGGUUGUUCAUGGGGUCAAAACUGGUUAUCUGAGCCUGAAGGAUGGGCAGAGAGAUGGAGAGCUGGUCCGAGUUCAAAUGUCCAAAGAAUCUCUCAGCUUACAACGAGAGGAAACAUUCCUGGUCAGUCCCGUUGAAAUAGACGAGCUGAAUGGCCCUGAUGUAGAUUCAUCAAAGGAAAGAACAGUGAAGUUAAGGAGGCUCAAGGUUGGAGGUCUGGGUCUUAGCAUCAAGGGAGGCUCGGAGCACAAUAUUCCCGUCUUAGUGUCAAGAAUCUUCAAGGAUCAAACAGCUGAUCAGACUGGUGGCCUGUUCGUUGGGGAUGCAAUCUUAAAGGUGAAUGGAAUGUCCAUAGAGAGAGCAUCUCAUGAUGAAGCGGUUGCAGCUUUAAAGAAUGCAGGAUCUGAGGUUGUGCUAACAGUCAGGCAUUUUAGAGCGGCAACACCAUACCUUAAACAAGCUGCUAAACUAGCAGAUGAAAAAGAGUCCGAGCAGUCAAACUCAACCCAAAACCACGACAUCAACUGGCAAACAAGAAACAGUGCGUUGAGUCAGCAGCAAGAGGCGGUUGCCAAGCAACCAAAGCCUGAGAAGAGAUGGGUAGAUCUUCUGUCCAUCCCACUCCUCACAGCGAGAAUUUCACGGUAUACGCCGGGAACGGACAAGCUAAGACCCAACUCGUUUGAGCUUGUUGGAAUGGAUGGCGUUUCGUCAGGUAUUCUUGUAUGUCACAAUGCAUCGGAGCUCAACGACUGGCUUAAAUGUAUCUCCGCAAAUAUUGCAACAUUGAAUGCACAAUCUAUGAAGAUCACCAAUAAUCUACUUCCACCAGCCGACCAGAUUCUCCACAUGGGCUGGAUAGGGGAGAGGCACACCACACCGGUUCAAUUAAACACAUGGAAACCAAAAUUCUUUGCCAUCAGGGGCUCUGAUAUCCUGCUGUUCAGUACUCCUCCAGUAAACACAAGAGAUUGGGUUCGAUGUGAGAGAACGUACAAACUGUAUGAAAUCAUCACCAGAGUUUAUAAGGAUGCAGAGCUACUAGACGACAGGCCACACUGCUUUACACUACAGACAGGAGAGAGUUUUGAUAACCAACAUUAUCUAUGCACCCAGAGUAGAAGUGAGCUCAACGUAUGGCAGAGUGCCAUCCAACGGGCAACGCAUACCGUGGUCUCAAAACUAGGAACAAAAACUUAUGGAUGUACGUGGCGCAAAAAGGUGGUGGGUUUGACCUUUGACCUGUCAACCGGCUUCACAUUAUUUGAUGCACAAAACAAGCAAGCAAUUGUUUGGAGAUAUCGCUUCUCUCAGUUGAAAGGCUCGUCUGAUGACAACAUUUCCAAAGUGAAGCUGCAGUUCCAGAAUCCUAACACAGACCAGGUUGAAACGCAGGAGUUAGAAUGUCCACAUCUUCGGAAGUUACUUCAUUGUAUGCACGCCUUCUUAUCCACAAAGCUAGCCUUAGUUGACCCAACCUUCAUGAGGAACACAGCAGCAAUGCCUGGUGACUUAAACUGCUGAGGUUAACAGAACACGUGUCUGGUCUCCAGACUUCUUAGAUUGACAUUACACAUGUCUGGUCUCCAGUCUCCAGUCUCUUCUCUGAUGACCCUGAUAUUUUAUCGUUGCCACUCUGGAUUCCAUACCUGCGCAUGUCAUGUAUACAAUCGAACCGGACUGUUCUUACGCAAGAGCCCUUGUGGGAUCUUGUGGACAAUAGAAAAAUAGACCUUACAAAGUUUUACUUUGUUCAACUUGGACCCCACUGAGGAAGUCGUCAGAAACAGAAUAAUAUAACAACAAUGGCAGGAGGACACCACAAACUCGGUCUGUGAAAUAAAAUGUGCCCGAAGACGCAAUGAUAGAGGGCGCACUAUGCGUAUGUAUAGGACGCACUUUGCAUUUGUUUCCUACAUGUGCGUAGUACUACAUGCGCAGUAACGCACUUACUCGAACGACUCAGUUGUAAGCCUUCUCAAUCAUCGGUACCACGGUAUUCAACACUCCAUUGACUUCCGCGUUUACGCUAUAGUGUCAAUGGUUCCCAUGUUAGCAUGGAACAGGCUACCAGGACCACGGAAGAAACCAUGGGCUCAAGGCUGGUUCCAAGUUGUCAACCUCGGUAGGCAACCAACGGUCGACCAGCUUGGGUUCGAGUCAGUUAACCAUGGUGCACACUCAAACUUUCUUCUCGUGGCUUGCCUGGUCUUGUCACCUGAGAAAGAGGCUACAUCCAUCUAUUUAUAGAACAUGAUGUAACGAUACGGUAGGUUGGUGCCGUUGGUUUUGUUUGUGAAGAAAACCCAGCCUCAAAACAGCAUUUUGAAACCUGCCAAUGAAGCUACAGUUGUUAAUAACGACAUUCGAUUUAUCAGAAUGUACAAUCAGUUAUUAAGGAACAAAAUUAAUCAAUGAAAUAUAAAGCUGCUUAAAAAAAAAACUGUUAUGAUAUUUUAUAGAAUAUUUUGGUUGUAUCUUGUGGUUUUUUAAACAUAGUCAAAUUGUUCAACAUGUUCAAGUACUUCUGGGGCUACAGUUUCCUGUGGAAGUUCCCCAUAAAAUCAAAAUUUACACUGAUGUAUUUUCCAAUUGGUGUUAAACAGUUCUUCUUUUUCGACUCCACUUCUAGAAAAGUAACAGGUUAGUUGUGAAAGUUAGAGAAAUGUAAUGAAUGUUUUACUUCAAAAACCCAAAGUUGUAUACCCUUUUUCCAGUUUUUCCGUAUGAUUUUUUAUAAUAGCAUUUUUCAUCAUUGAAUGAUAAGCGAUUCCAGCCUGCAAUACGAUGUCAUGUGGUGAAUGCAUCUACCCAGUACACAGUCAACCCUCCUACCGUCUGACCAUUUGUUAUCAUCCACUGUGGUUUUCAAUGAUGGCUGAAUUAUAAUAUAUCAACCUGCAAUAUGACAUCAUGCGAUUGAUGCAUUUUCAUGGUACCCAGUCAACACACAUUGUUGUAAUAGAUGUUAAAUUUGCAUCGGGGAUAAAGAAUAUUAAUUUUGUUUUU